Schistosoma guineensis is the source of this 7222-nucleotide messenger RNA. NCBI's taxonomy places the organism in Eukaryota, Metazoa, Platyhelminthes, Trematoda, Strigeidida, Schistosomatidae. The record is from the annotation of a GenBank genome assembly.
UAUAUGUUCAAAUAAAUAAAUAUGUUGGCCCAAAUAAUUUUCAUUUAGUUCAAAAAUUCGAAAACACAUGGUCAUUGAAAAUAGUGAAAGUCUAAUUUAAAACAAGAAUACCCCAUCAUUCAUAGUGAAAUAAAAAACCAAUGGGUCCGCAUUAAUUUGGUUUGGGGUCUCCAACCAUGGAGAACAGUUGUUCUACGUAAGCUUAUAUCUGUAAAAGGUCCAAACGAACAGCCGAUUUCAUAAUUGGCAACUAUCUUUUAUCCAUGGGAUGUACAUAGGUCGAAAGGAAUGAAGCCAGCAGCAAUGAAAAAGUUCAGCACCAGUCAUUCUUCUCCACUACCACCCAGUGAGCCAGGAGCUCCUAAAAGGUCAGUGCCUGGACCAACUUCUCCGUGGCAUUUUUUAGAUCUCUUGUUGUUUUCGACUCUUCGACGACCGAUGUUUAUUAAUCCGGCCGUUAAAGCUGGAGUAUAUCUUUGCCUAGCUGCCGGCGUAUCUCUUGUCUUCGACUUUGUGAGAGCUCCUCCAACUUACUUUUCUAAUAAGCAAAAUCCGUUCAACAGGUAUUUCGUGAAAGUAGGGUGGGCUUGGACAUGUGGUUGCCUUGCAGCCUUUAUAAUCGUUUCUUCCUUUGUAUAUACGGCUGGUAAUAUUAAGCUCAUGCGUGGGCAUAUUUUACGCUUGGUCGUUGGCUCUGGCUGUUGGUAUACUGUUACUGGACUUAUCAACUUAAUUCAUGAUUGGUCUGGUCACUGUCAUCCAGCAUCGGUUACCUUGCCUAAUGGACUCCGUCCUAAUCAACGAAUUUCAUGUCAUCGAGCUGGAGGUGUUUGGCUAGGAUUUGAUAUAUCGGGUCACUGCUUCCUGUUAAUCAUGUCCAACUUAUGGAUCAUAGAAGAACUCGGCUGUAUGCAACAUUGGAACAAACUCUCUGAAAUUCUACAGCUACAUAAGAGCAACGAACCGAACCAGUCUACUAAUACAAGUGGAAUUCGUCAUGUUUCUGAACAAGAACUGAACAUAAUGCGCUCAGCUUAUCGAAGAUUAACAUCUGUGAUUCGUCUAAUAUUUUCGUUUACAGCCUGUUUGUCUAUGCUUUGGGAUAUUAUGUUUCUUUCAACAGUAAUCUAUUUUCAUACUAUGCCAUCAAAGCUUUUGGGUACCGCACUCGGUGUCGCUUGUUGGUUCCUAUUUUACCGAGUCAUUUUUCGCAGUUGCCCGACUGGAUAUUGGGGUGGGUUUGCUCCUGGACUACCCGGAGAUGGUCCAAUUAAAUUUGUACUUAAUUAGCUCCUCCAACAAAAUAUGAAUAGUAACUGUUUGUAUAGAAUAUCACAAUUUUCGCAAAUGCUUUAGUUUAACGUUUUGGUACUCAUCACUUUUACGUUCUUCUAAAUAUUUUUUUCAGUAUGUUGUCAUGUUGACUGAUGAAAUCACUGAUUUUGAGCUUUUAUAACCACUUAUAUUGUACUGCCGUUACUUUCAAAUAUCAGAAAACAAAAUCCUGGCUUGUAACCAUAUAAAAUACCGUUUUAUUGCCAUUACGUACCAGUCCCGAGGUUUGGUGAGAAGCGAUCGCGUUUACCGUAAUGAGAAGCGAUCGCGUUUACCGUAAUGAGAAGCUUCAUGCCAGCUGCUCGGACAUGUUUAUGUAGCUAGAAAUAGAAGACCUACGAAAAAAGUGCACAUGUUUGUUUUAUAUUGAUUUUUGGUGGAAUUGUGAAUAUCAUGAAGUUAAACGUUGUGUAAAUUAAUAAAUAUCUAUCUAAUCGUCAUAUUCACCUCGAGAUUUCAACGAAAGUUGGCAUGCAUAUAUAGAAGUAAAUGAGCCGAAAAUCUCAACAUGUAAACCAAUUCUUCUACCAACCACCAAUGAUUAGGUUAUGUAGAGUUUCAAACUUACGUUCUGACAACAUUUUCCAUCAGCAGGACCCAAAACAUAUACUAAACAUAUUGAUUUUUUUCACUUAGUACAUCAAUAAGCUUGGAAUUAUAGUGUAGGAGUAUAUUUUUCCUACUUGACUGUAUAGUAGGACGUAAAAACUUUGUUUAAAUGCUUCUGGGUUUUUUUUCAUAAUAUCAUUUUGCAAACAUGUGGUUGUUUUAGUAUGCAACGAGUUAUUCAUUAGGAAAAAUUGUUGGAACAAUUACCAAUAAAUUGAUAGGUGUUCAUUAGAUAUGUUCACGAUGAAGUACCUGGAUAUGAAACUAGGUUAGAUAUGCACCUUGAUUGACUAGCCUUCAAUAUCAACAUGCAUCCACAGAAUUUCUCAGUGCAAUUUGAAACGAGCCAGAAACUAACCGUAAAGUCUUAAUCCAAGAAGUUUAAUUCAACCUAUAUGUUAAGUUUCCAGAAAUAAACAGACACUAGCUAUUGGAAUCUUCAGUUCAGUUGUGUAACUAUUGGGUCAUUAGUUCGGGAUAUCCUCAACUCACUUUCCGUUAGGCAGUUCAAUGAUGUCACAACGUUUUACAUGGUGUAAUACCUGGCGGUACAAAAAUGUGUACUAGUUUACUUAUUUCCCUGUCAGAUAAUCGGACCGAACUGUCAUCAAUAGUUUUCAUGUGAAAACUCCUUAAUAUGGUAAGCAUAUGAAGUAUAACAAGUCUUUCUCCUUGUAUACAUGUAUUACUUUGUAGGACAACUAUAUCCUAACAUGUCUGUGCUCUAAUUUUAUGAACUUAAAAAUGCCUAUGUUAUUCUAUUUUAGAUUAUCAUGGUCACUAACACUUCCUGCUAGUGUUUUAUAUUUUCACAUGUGUUUAAGUUUGUAUAAGUAUUGCUAAAUUUGACCUAGUGGCGUUCAGUGUAGAUUUUAAUUCUUCAAAGUAAUACCGCAAAGCCUGUCUUCAUGCUACGGUAUUAUUGUAUCAUAUAUACAUUAUAUUUAGCGGAAAUGGAAAGUCUUAAGUUAUGGGAUCGAAAUCAAUACCUCGGACUUCGGCUGAGAGUUCGAUAUUAUUCAGCUAUCAAUUCAGUCGCUCACAUAUCUUUGAUAGGUAGUUGCGGAUCAUGAUUUGCACAGGUUAACAGGUUGACUGUAAACGCAUCUGUAUAACAUAGUAUUUAUCUUGAUUAACUUAGUGUUACAAGGUGUAUACUAGUUCGUAAGUUAAGUGGUGGCUUGGCCUUUAACCAAUAGGCAACAAGUCCGACCCCACCACACCUCUAGUUUAGACAUCUCCAUAACAAAACUAAGCCUUUGACAGUAUUUUUAGAAACCGAGUACAUAAACUCUUCUUUGGCUAGUGAGUUAUAUGGAGUUAAUUAAUUAGAUCAAUCUCACUGAGAUAGGAUAUAAUUGUAUUAUUAGCAGUAACAUCAGAACAGCUAAAUAGUCUAGCAAGAAAACUUUUAUCAUUCAUGAAUUGGUAAGAAUUUCCUCUAUCAUUUAAGAUAGAGUGAUUAUUUGCAAAACCUGAAUCGGUUGAUAGUCUGUUAGGCAAGUGUUAUAUUAGCUAUUAGCUACUCACCAGUCAAUACAUUGCACUUUGACCUGCAUUUUUUACGUGACUUUUAAAUACACUACUUUAACGCAAAUUCGAUUCAGUGCAUACAAGUUUAAGAAUUAGAUGUUAUUUGCUAAAUAGAUAGGCGAGUCUACACUGAGUUUGCUCCCAACAAACAUACGGGAUUCCAAUUGUGACCCGAGUAACUCAGCAGCAGUGUAAAUUACUGUGAUAGAUUUCAAUACCCUGAGGAUAAUCAGAUACAUCAAGGUUGCAAAUGUGCCUCAGUGAUGAUUGUUGUCUAGCACGAAACAGACUCAGGACCUCUCACUAGGCCUCAUGUCUAAAAAUAUUUAACUGGUGUACAGUUUCUAGACUGUGUUCUCCUUAAUUAUCCUACUUUUUAAGUUUGUUUUAUCAUUGAGACGAAAGACUUUUUAAUGCUUCUUUUUUUUAUUACCCUCAAAAACUAGUGAGCCUAAAAUGGGGAGUGAUUUUACAAAACGAAAUCCCAGGUAACGUAUAGUUGUAUAAUGCAAAUUCCAAAGCUAUCUACUGUUUGUCCUGGUUUUAACCUAAAUACAAGAUAAAAGUAGUAACAACAACUAACGUUUAACUAAAGAAAAAUCAGGCGCUGUCUGGUAAUUAUGAGGUUUUCCUGAUAUCGGAGACUACUAAACGAUAUUUUACAUUAGAACAUUGUUGAUUAUCAACUACCGAUUUCUUCCAAAGCUCUGGUUAAUUAUGUUCGUUAUGCUUCCGAUGCACACUUAUAUAUCGAUGUCACUGUUUGUUUAGCACAAUUUGUACUACAGAAAUCUGGAAGCUCACUAUAAGAUAAUAAGUAGAAAGCUCUCAUGGGGUCUUCAAUGAAGAAAAUAAAAUGCUUUCGGUGAGUGUGAACUUAGCUCCCAAUUAACAAGUAGUGGCUUAUUCCGUAUUUAUACCAGUCAAGUGUUUGAUCUGACUGCAUGCUUUAGCAUGAUAACUACCAUAUCGUGUCAGAUUUAACCAAUUUCACGAUAUUCAAUCUUAUUGAGAUGAGUGGUUUUGUGAAAAAUGAAUAUUAUGGUUUUGAAGAAAAUUCCGUUGCGAUAAACCAAUAGCUGAAAGAUGAUUUAUUGAACCUCUGUCCAUCAAGUCAAUACCCAACGCAUGCAGUAAAUAUUUCUAAAACUAUACCACCGUCAAACUGCGGAAUGUCGUCCGUCAGAAUAGUAAGAGGAUUUGCCCAGUAACUGGGAUAUAAUUUUAAACAAGAUGUGUGUGGAAUACUUAUCAAACAAUUUCAUAUCACUUUGCUAUAUAUCUCACAAGCAAGCAAUCAUGGUGUUAUACGGCACAAACAUCUCCGCAGAUUGUUAGUUGCAGACGAUAUUGAUUCUGAAAGUUUAGCAAUUAUAGGAGGUUUUGGGGAUAAAUAUGAAUUGGACUGGACUAAUAGCAUUCGUUUAGGGUGCGGUAUCAAGAAUCUUGGAACAACAUAGAAACAACGUUCAAAUUUAUAAUUCGCACUAAACCACACAAUGGAGAUCCCUCCACACCUUAAACCUGUCGUCCCAUAAUGUUAAUUUUAAAAGUGGCAUAGCCGGUUAGGACUAUUUUGAAAUGGAUAUGAGAUGAUAAUUUGUGCGGUGAUUAUACCCGUGUAAUGACAAUAAACUCUAAUAAUUAUCCUAUCACUAGUCUACAUCGAAUUCCAAACUUGAUUACAAUAAUAGAUAGUUUGUUUCUCAGCAUACUUUGUCUCUAUAUAUUAGAAAAAAUAUACAAAUCAAUAUACUGAGGACAUAUUUCGAUAGUACUUAAAACAAUUACUAUCUUUUUUUAUAUCUAUGGUUAUAUCUUCAAAAUCCAGUUGGAAGGAAAAAAGCCGCAGUCGUCUCAAUCUCAGCCAGAAUUCUUAGAGGGCAAGAUUUCGCAAAUCAAUAAGAAUAAUACGGUACCACGGAAAAAUUUGCAACCAAAAUAAAUUUGGAAAUAUGUUCAAAACUUGCAAGUCAUUUAACUCCAAUUCCAUAAAGUAUCAUCAAUAACUGGAGUAUUGACACCAAGGAUCGGCUAUGUUUGUUAUCUAACUCAGGAGUUUUGCGAAACCGUAUAAUCUGUUUAUAAUAGUGAAUAUUUGUUCGCUUCCUUCUUUAGGACGUAUGUUAAAGACACUAGGGAACAAUACUCAGGGACUGAAAUCUUGCCACGUAUAUAUUAGAGUACAAGGUCAGUAAAAUGGAGGUCUGUAUUUUUGGUUCCAUCUUGACUAAUGUUUUCUGGUGGUUAAUUACUGUUAGGACCCAAGUUGCCAUAGCACUAGGAAAGCUGGAUAGAAAAAUCAACAAAAUGAGCACAGAAGCAAUAACAGUAAGUGCGACGAAAAGCCACGGUACGUGUGCCUUACGCAACAUGUAAUGGUCGUCAGUACAGAAGGAACGAAGGGAUUAGCGGCGGCCAGAUAUGGUAUCAGUCCACAGAGUCACUAACUUUUGAACUAGGAUAUGUGUGGGGAGGUCUACACCUCCUCAUUCAGGCUUAACAGAUAACUGUUCAAAGUAUUGAUGAUAAAGCAAUAAAUUAGUUGCAGUUCUCAUUCGUCUUACUCUUGAGUUUAGCAUUAUUACGUAGUUUAUAUUAAUGAAUUAAUUCAUAUAUUUCAAAUACUUAUCCAGUUUAGUUUGUCCACUUCUAUUUUCAUUCUGACUCCUCUUUGUUGAAUUUCUCAGAUAAUCCAAUGUGGUAACGAGCCGGUACAUAUCCAUGUCUUAAGUUAUUUGCGAUCGGUUUCAGAGCAUGAAAACCCAGGGAUGAGGCAACACACUCAAGAAAAUGGACUAUUUUAUUGGUAAAAUUGACAAAAAAUUAUGCCACAAGGAAUUCGUUACAUAAUUAAAACCCUGUAAAAUUAAAUAAAUGUAUCAUAAAAUGAAGCUAUAAAAAUAGUUGACGCAGAGUAAAAUUCAGUGAAAUGCACAAAAUGAAUCUUGGUAUAGAAUUGGAGAGCAAUAAAUAUGUACAAGAUUAUACACAAAUUUUUAUAUGAACAUGCGAAAAUGUCGACCAUGGAUUUUAAACAACGGUAGAAAAUUUUGGAAAGCACGCAGCUAACGAAACCGAUAUUAUUCACAAGAAGGUUAUGUAUAACUGGUUGCAAGUAAUUGCCCUUUGGGGGGACUUUCAAGUGGUGUGACUAACAAGGAAAUGCAAAUUACUAGCAUAGCACUUAGGAUAAUUUUAUAUCCCAAAUACAACCACCAACUUAUUCAAGUAAUUGCUGAACUCUUGCAAUAUUGUGAUACAUAGCUAGACGCUAGAUAGUACCUGGUACGAUAUUUCUGUUUACACAGCUACUGAUACAGUACUACAAGUGAGAUUUAGUAUUGAAGUAACUUUUUCCAUGUUGUCAUCUGACAGUUAUUACAUUAAUUAAUGGUUAGCAUCUGAGUAAACAGGACCUUCUUCCCAAACAAUGAUAAAUAUACAUGACAAAAUAUAUAACUGAUGAAAUUAAGAUUGAUGGCAGUGUGGUGUGUGCUACUUAUACUGACAUAAGUAGUAUAUGACGUUACUCGUGAACAGAAGGUCUGGCAGCAGAAAGACAAAGGGAUCGAACAGUAAAGAAUGGAAACAGAAUGCGACUUGUAUGAAAGUGCAAGAACAAUGAAGUCUGAGUCAUUAUGAGAGAACUGAUGGACAUUUUCAAAUUACGUAUUUACUAUUUGAUUGUUAGAUUUUAUUAACAAGUCCUGUAAUUUUGAGUCAAAUACAUUUGAUUGUCCCC